AAUCCCCAUUUAUUUACAAAGACGCCACAUAGGUGUUAGAAAACAAUUACACUCAUUUCCUAUACUUGUCAAACCUUCUGAAACACCAUUUACAAGCAUUUCUUCAAAGGUUUGUUUGAUAGUUACAAAUAGUGUCAGUCAAUGGCUGCCGAACAUGAUCAAAUGCCAGUGAAGGAAGAAGAGUAUCUGGACGUCCUUACUAAAACUGGAGAAAAAACUGGCAUCUCUAAGCCCAGAAUGUGGCAACUCAGCAAGUUCUCACCGACACAGUCUUAAAAUAUAUGCGGUUAGAGGCAGGGCUGUUGAGUUGGAUAGGAGAAAGCAGCUUCCCAUCUCUUGUACUUUCUUCCAAAAGAAAUAAACAGGAGAAAAAGUGAAUUGAAUCUUGACAAGAUACCUAAUUUGUCAAAUUGACUAAUAGAAUUUGAUAUAUUUAAGCUCAUAGUUCCCUAAAUAUAUCACGUUUUAAUGAUGUCUUGGUACCAAUUACCAUAAUUGUGCUACUUGUUCAGAGGGGAUGUUCACAGAGCUGGAGAGUACCAUCGCGCUGUUCAUGUAUGGAUAUUUGCUGAGAGUACACAACAACUAUUACUCCAACGUCGUGCUGAUUCCAAGGAUUCCUGGGCUGGUCUGUGGGAUAUCUCAAGUGCCGGUCAUAUAUCUGCUGGAGAUUCAUCUCUUAUUUCAGCAAUGCGAGAGCUUCAAGAAGAACUUGGUGUAACUCUUCCGAAGGAUGCAUUUGAAUUAAUAUUUGUUUUUCUUCAAGAGUGCACUAUCAAUGAUGGCAAGUUCAUCAACAAUGAAUACAAUGAUGUAUAUCUAGUGACAACAAUAGAUCCAAUUCCUUUGGAGGCCUUUACACUUCAGGAAUCAGAAGUUUCAGCUGUAAAAUAUCUCUCUCUUGAGGAGUACAGACAAGUGCUUGCUCAAGAGCAUCCUGACUAUGUGCCUUAUGAUGUGAAUGAGGAAUAUGGUCAGCUCUUUACGAUAAUUGAAAAGAGGUACAAGGAAAAUGCUGAAGCUAGAAGUUUGACUCUUGACAAGCAGCUAAACCGCUAUGCUAGUACUUCCCUCUCUGCAGAGUUGACUGGGCUGACUGCAGCAGACAAAGAAGCCUUAACUCUUCUGGUCAAAGCUGCAACAAUCAUGGACAAGAUCUUUUAUCUGCAGGUUUGGUAUAGCAAUCCAUCUUUGAGAGACUGGUUAAAAGAAAAUGCUGACAAAUCACAGUUGGACAAAUUGAAAUGGAUGUACUACGUAAUAAACAAAAGUCCAUGGUCUUGCCUGGAUGAAAACAAGGCUUUUCUGACGACUGCAGAUUCAGCUGUCAAGCUGCUUCCGAACGCAACAAAGCCUGUACCAGGUUGGAAGGGUCUUGAAUAUAGAACAGCAUUUCCUGCUGCGAAACCUCCUGGUGCAAAUUUCUAUCCACCAGAUAUGGACAAAAUGGAAUUCAACUUAUGGAAAGAUAGUCUUCAAGAAGAUAAACGGGAAGAAGCAAUGGGCUUUUUCAAUGUUAUUAGAAGGCAUAGUGAAUCACUGUUUGAAGAUACAAUAUCCCAAAAAACGGAAAAUGUCACUAGCUCUUCUCAUGAUCUGUAUGUGGUUCCUUAUUCUCAAGAGUACAACUCUCUUCUUGCUGAAGCAGCCACCUUGCUUCGUGAAGCAGGAGAAAUGGCCAGCUCAUCUAGUUUAAAGAGACUUCUUUCUAGCAAGUCUGAUGCCUUCCUUUCAAAUGACUACUAUGAUUCAGAUAUCGCCUGGAUGGAGUUGGACUCCAAGUUAGAUGUCACCAUUGGCCCAUAUGAAACAUAUGAAGAUUCACUUUUUGGAUACAAGGCAACAUUUGAGGCAUUUAUAGGAGUCCGUGAUGACAAAGCAACAGCUCAACUCAAAUUGUUUGGUGAUCAUCUGCAGAUUUUGGAGAAGAAUCUGCCAAUGGAUAAUAUUUACAAGUCAGAAAAUGUUACAGCUGCUCCCAUCAGGGUUAUCCAGCUUCUUUACAAUGCAGGGGAUGUGAAGGGCCCUCAAACAGUUGCAUUUAAUCUUCCAAACGAUGAACGUAUAGUUAAAGAUCGAGGAACGUCAAUGGUCAUGCUUAAGAAUGUUUCAGAAGCAAAGUUCAAGCUUAUCCUUAAGCCUAUAGCUGAUGUGUGUAUUAUGGAAGAACAACGGGAUUUUGUGGACUUUGAAUCUUUCUUCACUCACACAAUUUGUCAUGAGUGCUGCCAUGGAAUUGGGCCUCACACAAUCACACUUCCGAAUGGGCAGAAGUCGACUGUCAGACUAGAGCUGCAAGAACUUCAUUCAUCACUGGAAGAAGCAAAGGCAGAUAUUGUUGGGCUUUGGGCUCUUAGGUUUCUAAUGGACAAGGAUUUGCUUCCGAAAAGCCUGGCCAAGUCAAUGUAUGUCUCUUUUCUUGCUGGAUGUUUCCGCUCGGUACGCUUUGGAUUAGAGGAAGCUCAUGGGAAAGGACAGGCAUUGCAGUUUAACUAUUUGUUCGAGAAAGGCGCAUUUAUUUUGCAUCCUGAUGAAACAUUUGCCGUUGACUUUGAAAAGGUUGAAGAUAGUGUUGCGAGCUUGAGCAGGGAAAUUCUCACAAUACAAGCAAGAGGCGACAAAGAAGCUGCUAGAACCCUUCUUCAGAAAUAUGGUGUGAUGACACCACCACUGAAACGCGCACUGGAAAAGCUGGAGACUGUUCAGGUCCCGGUGGAUAUUAUUCCUGAUUUUCCCAUUGCUAACCAAAUUUUACGCUAUAUCAAUUGAAGAAUCUAUUAUUCCACCUCAUAUUCCUUUUUGUCAUGGAAGAGGCAGUAAAAGGAACACCCCCCCCCCCCCCCCGGUUGGCCCUCGCGCAAAAUGUAAUUUUCACGGAAGUUGCAGUUCUGUGAUAGAUGGUGAGUCCUCAAACCAGCUUCUGUGAAUGUUGUUUCCAGUGCUAAUGCGCUCUCCAAAACCAGUAUUCAUAAGCAAAAUAAGAUUGCAAAGCAUGUAAUUGAUUUAUCAUGAGUUUAGUUACAAUGUUCUUUUCCAAAAAGUAUAUCAUAUUUUCUCUCGUACUGUGUAGACACAUACAAAUGUCCAUGGCCUAGGCUACGUGAUGAUAUGAUGUCUCAGUUUUCUUUUUUGCA
Messenger RNA from Nicotiana tabacum (common tobacco), 3134 nucleotides. NCBI's taxonomy places the organism in Eukaryota, Viridiplantae, Streptophyta, Magnoliopsida, Solanales, Solanaceae. The record is from RefSeq and is a predicted model, not a curated record.